Messenger RNA from Prunus armeniaca (apricot), 774 nucleotides. The record is from the annotation of a GenBank genome assembly. NCBI's taxonomy places the organism in Eukaryota, Viridiplantae, Streptophyta, Magnoliopsida, Rosales, Rosaceae.
AUGGCCAUCGUGGAGAACCACCACCACCGGCACAAGUCCCACUCCGACGUGAAGCUCUUCGCUCUCUGCCCGUUUUGGCAGUCCGGGGGCCAAACGUCGUCGUCUUCCUCUUCCACGCAGAACCUCCAGGGCCACGUCGACGGAUCCAAGUCGAAGCCCAAAACGGUGUCGUCCGUCGCCAGAUCGCUUCUCCCUCCCCGCCGUCGGCUCCGGCUCGACCCCGCCAACAAACUCUACUUCCCUUAUGAACCUGGGAAACAGGUGAAGAGCGCAAUCCGGUUAAAGAACACUAGCAGGUCUCAUGUAGCUUUCAAGUUUCAAACUACUGCGCCAAAAAGCUGUUUUAUGCGUCCUCCGGGAGGUAUACUUGCUCCGGGAGAAAGCAUAAUUGCGACUGUGUUUAGGUUUGUCGAACAACCCGAGAACAAUGAGAAACAUUUGGAUCAGAAAACCAAGGUUAAGUUCAAGAUUGUGAGUCUGAAGGUGACAGCAGGAACAGACUAUGUGCCUGAGCUGUUUGAUGAACAAAAGGAUCAAGUGACUGUUGAGCGAAUUUUGCGGGUUGUAUUUUUGGAUGCAGAGCACCCUAGUCCUGCUCUGGAAAAACUGAAGAGACAGUUGGCUGAAGCUGAGGCUGCACUUGAAGUGCGUAAAAAACCUCCUGUGGACUCGGGCCCUCGUGAUGUUGGGGAAGGCCUUGUAAUAGAUGAAUGGAAGGAGCGGAGGGAGAAAUACUUGGCUCGGCAGCAAGUUGGAGCGGUAGAUUCAGUAUAA